UUCGGCCUCUCCGCCCUCUCUCUCGCUCUCGCGAACACGGAAUCCCUCGUUUCUUCUCUCUUGACCUAAAAAACCCCUAAAAAAUUUCCGAUUCCCACACUUCUGCCUCGAUCACAGGCCUUGUAACGCCGAUUGAUCCUCCGAUUACCGCCGGCGAUGGCGACGGCGGCCUUCAGAUCGACCUCGAGGCGGUCCGCCGUAGGCGGCGGCGGUGCCGAGGACGCAGGGUCCUCCAACCGCAGCGCGGGCCACCGCCGGUCGAGGAGCCUCAGCCACUACUCCGGCCGGUUUCCGCCGCCACCGCCGCCAGAGUCCGACGAGUUCUCCACACCGAGGGGCAGGUUCGUCAACAAGGUGAGGGGGUCCGGCUUCCCUGAGAUCAGCCUCGAUGAUCUUGCCGACGAGUUCUUUCGGGCGAGGGCGGAGUCGGAUGAGGAGGAGGGAAGCAGGUCGGCGGGCCGCCGGUCCGAUCGCCGGAGUUCAGUCGCUAGCUAUAGGAUGGAGACGGAGUCUUCUCGCCGGCGGGGAAGGUCGGCGUCGAGGCCUCCUGACCGGAGUUCUGUGAACGGGAAACCCACCUCUGGUGGUAACUCGAGACGGCAGCGAUCCGUGUCGGUAGCUCGGCAUCGGUGUAGUGAUUCGGAGAGCCACUCUUCUUCACUAACUGAUGAUGAAGCACAGGAAGUUCGUUCAAGUAAAAGUGGGACUGAGAAAACAAUUCGGGCAGUUUAUGCCCAGGAAAAGUUGGAACAUCCCACUGGGGAUGGGGAAGGGACUGGAUUAUAUGAAGCCAUGCGCAAAGAAGUGAGACAUGCAGUAGAAGAGAUCAGGACAGAGCUCGAGAAGGUCAUGACAAAAACGGAACCCUCAACAAUUCUCAGUGACAAUGAGAAACAGGCAAAUAGUUCCAACAUUAUCCAAGUUAUUGCUGAUAUCAGAAGGAAUUACACCACCAAAUUGGAACAGUCAGAGAAGCGGAAGCAAGAAUUACUGGCAGAACUAGCAGCAGAGGAGCAGCAUGGUCAGGAGCUUUCUAAAAUUGUUAAAGAGUUUCUUCCUUCGUCAAAAGUAACUGCUGCUUCGGAAAGACCCUCUCGAUCUAGAAGAAGGAGCAAUGAUAGAAUAAGGGCGUCAAGACAUCUGACUGAAGAGGCAGAAAGGUAUUUUGAAGAUUUUCUUUCAAAUGUUGAAGAUACAGACAUGUCUUCCUUUGAUGGAGAAAGAAGUGAUGCAAGCUCAAAGAUAAGAGACUUGAUGGUGCAUGAUUAUGUACCAGAAACAUCGACAAGUUUGACAAAAGCUGCUUCACUGCCUGUUGAGGCAGAUGGUGUUGUACUUCCUUGGUUGCAGUGGGAAACCAGUAAUGAUACAUCUCCUUCACCAUGCAAAACUAAGACAGAGUCGCCAGUGGCAUCAGAAAAUAUUUUGCCUGCUUCAGCACAGGAAGCAAGUGCUGGAUUUGAUAGUGGGAAACUCAUCAGAAGUAGUCUUGGGAUUUGGAACCCUGAAGGAGAUCCCGGCUCCUCUGUGCCUUGCAGAGACAAAAAGGGUGGCAGACCUGGAGAUGUAGUAAACCACCUGAGCAGUUCCGAUGGUAGAGCAAAAGGGUCUAAUUUUGACAUGGAUGAUUACCUGGCCUUGCAACGCAAUGAAGAUCUCCUCUUCGAAAGGCUGCGGCAGAGGCAGAGAAUAGAAUCAGGUAGCCUGAUUUUAUGUGGAAGAACCAUACUAUAGAGCUGGUUUGAGAUUUAACUAAGUUUAGCUUUCUUUGUAUCACGUAGAGUGUUGUAUAUAGACAUUUGAAUUGAUCAUCCGCCUAAAAUGGUUGAGCGUUAAAUGUCUGCUUUUCAAAUCCAAGCUACCACCCCUGUUUAAAUUUUUGUAACUGAACGUUGCUAUCUUUUAUAAAGGAGCAUCAGUUCCUUAAAUUUGCUAAA
This is a messenger RNA of Elaeis guineensis (African oil palm), 1937 nucleotides long. RefSeq lists its product as uncharacterized. NCBI's taxonomy places the organism in Eukaryota, Viridiplantae, Streptophyta, Magnoliopsida, Arecales, Arecaceae. The record is from RefSeq and is a predicted model, not a curated record.